Molecule: messenger RNA, 1231 nt
Organism: Malus domestica (apple)
Lineage: Eukaryota; Viridiplantae; Streptophyta; Magnoliopsida; Rosales; Rosaceae
Source: RefSeq, a predicted model, not a curated record
UGUAAAGUAGUGAGAGCUCAAGAUCCACUCGGGGCCAGGUUCAAUGAAUCUGAAAACAUUACCUACUUUUUUUCUGUGCUGAUUAUUAUUUAAACAUUGUUCAUGGUCGGAUUAGACGUCAAAAAAAAAAGAGAGAGUUGGUGUAUGCAUGCGCGCGAUCGAGGGAUUUCAGAACAUUGUUCCUGAUAUGAUAUGUAUCAUGGCCUUUGCUGAAAGCUUCUCGAUCUCAAACUGCUCCUGCUUAUAACUACCUCUCCUUCUUCAACCUCUUUCCUUGAGCUCCAUGGGGAGCUGAGGAUGUCACGGGGUGAUUGAAUUUGCACAAAAUGGUUGCCCCGUUCGAUAUCUUAAACCCGAUUUCUGGUAGCAGUGUUCUUGUUGAAGAGGUCUUGAAUGUGGCUUCAUUUCAAGGCUUGGAUGUAAUUGGAGCUUACUGUUGAAAUGGAACCAGCAAAUAGCAAUCCUGGGCAGCCAAGACAUACUGCACCAAUUUAUUGGAAAUGCUUUCAAGUUCAAGCCACGGAUGUGGCUGCAGUUUGCAUUUUCCUCAAGAAUUUCUGUCAAUGUUCAAGUCAGGCAAUAUUAUCAUGCCACUACUAUUGUUCUGUCAGGAUGAAAGGGAAGGGAGGAGGUGGCCGGAGGAAGUAAAUAAGGGCAAGGAGUGUAGGCUAAAAAUAGGAGACGUCGAAGUUAAACAAGAGUCAAAGCUCCCCCAUUUCAAUGAGAAUUUUCCCAAGUUAGAGUGCCCAUCUGCACCAUGGUUGGGUUUGCUCUUCACUUAUUGGUGCCACAUUUGCCAGGCUUCGGAAGAAUCACAUGUUGACUUGGAUGAAGGGCAGAUGGUAAGCACUCAUGAUCAGAUUAAGUUGGCCAAGUUCAAGCCAGAUGGUGACCUGACCAUCACAUGGAACAUGCAAAGCAAGAAUGGCAGUUUACAUUGUCCUCUUUUUGUUGACCCCCCUAUGACCAUGACCGUCAAUCAUCAUCACGGUCAUGAUCAAUUCCACAUGGAUCUUCUAGUCUGGAACACUAGGAUCUCUCUCUCUCUCUCUCUCUCUAGGGAGUUUCUAUUUUGUUCUACUGACGAGUUCCCCUUAGCAACUUCAAGUAUUUUCUGUUCAUGUGUAAUAGUGCACUUGAUCACACAGUCUACCCCUGUUAUUUUUCCUCAACUUUGAUAAACAUUGGUGGCAGUUUGUAUAUUUCCAAUUUUAUUUGAUUUUGUGAGCAA